Astyanax mexicanus (Mexican tetra) is the source of this 4847-nucleotide messenger RNA. RefSeq names its product ANTXR cell adhesion molecule 1d (gene antxr1d). The transcript has 18 exons. The record is from RefSeq and is a predicted model, not a curated record. Bases 211 to 1893 code for a protein of 560 amino acids. Gene Ontology annotation, cellular component: membrane. Gene Ontology annotation, molecular function: signaling receptor activity. Lineage: Eukaryota; Metazoa; Chordata; Actinopteri; Characiformes; Acestrorhamphidae.
GGGUUGUGUAGAGGAAGGCUGUUCCACUAUGUUUUGGAAGCGCCGGACUCCCGCAUCACUCGGCCGUUUAAAACCGUGACAGAACGAAUCAGUGUCAGGUUUGCGGAAUACAUUUGCCGGUAGAGAUUUAUUUCCUCUCGGGGGGAUUAUGUGAAGGCCUACUUUUGCCGUGUGUCUGUCCUUUUUUGGGGAAAAAAGUGUGUGGAAAAGAUGGCGCGCGUGCUGGCUAACUUUGGUCUGGCUGUGGCGGUGGUGCUGGUCGCGCUGGUGCUGUUCAGACUUCCACACGGUGCAGCCGAGCCUAGUGUCAGCCCGGAGGAGAGGUCCUGUCAGGGUGCCUUCGACCUGUAUUUUGUCCUCGACAAGUCUGGAAGUGUCAAAAACCACUGGAUUGAGAUCUAUUCGUUUGUGGAACAUCUAGCAGAAAAAUUCAUAAGCCCAAUGCUAAGGAUGUCAUUCAUUGUCUUCUCUACUCGUGGAAACACCAUAAUGAAACUAACAGAGAAUAGGGGUGAAAUUACCAAAGGCCUGAACAUACUGAAAAAAGAGGUACCGGGUGGUGACACGGCUAUGAAUCUUGGAUUGCAGAAGGCCAACGAGCAAAUAUAUUAUGGAAAUUAUGGGACAGCCAGUGUAAUCAUUGCUCUGACGGAUGGAGAGUUAAAUACAAAUCAGUUACUCACAGCCCAGCAAGAGGCACAACGGGCCAGGUCUUUGGGAGCCAUAGUGUACUGUGUGGGGGUGAAAGACUUCGAUCAGGCACAGCUGGCCACCAUUGCAGACACGAUUGAGCAUGUGUUUCCUGUUGUGGGAGGUUUCCAGGCCCUGAGGGGAAUGAUUGAUUCUAUCAUCAAAAAGUCGUGCAUUGAGAUUUUGGCAGCCGAGCCCUCAAGUGUGUGUGCUGGAGAGUCCUUCCAAGUGGUAGUGAGGGGAAAUGGAUUUUUGUACGCUAGAAACAUCAAUCAGGUCUUGUGCAGCUUCAAAAUCAACGACACAGUCACUGUGGACGAGAAACCUGUAAACAUCGAAGACACACUCCUGCUUUGUCCAGCACCGGUGAUAAAUGAAGUCGGGAAGGUGAUUUAUCUCCAGGUCAGCAUGAAUGAGGGCUUGUCCUACAUCACUAGUGCAGUGCACAUCACUACCACAGAAUGUUAUGAUGGCACCAUCGUCCUCUUGGCAUUGAUGGUGAUCUUUCUGCUGGUGGGUUUGCUGCUGCUGUGGUGGUUCUGGCCUCUGUGCUGCACUGUGGUAAUAAAAGAGCCACCUCCACCUCCCCCACCUGAGCCUGAGUCUGAGGAUGAAGAUGGGAUGCCAAAGAAGAAGUGGCCUACAGUGGAUGCCUCAUACUAUGGGGGCAGGGGAGUUGGAGGCAUUAAAAGAAUGGAGGUGCGAUGGGGGGAUAAAGGCUCUACUGAAGAAGGGGCUAAGCUGGAGCUGCCUAAAAAUGCAGUGGUGAAGAUGCCUGAACAUGAAUUUGAGCCAUUUGAGUCCAAGCCCAUGAGGACUCCCAGAAGCCGGGCCUCCUCGAGGAGGAGGUGGUACACUCCUAUUAAGGGAAAACUAGAUGCUCUGUGGGCACUGUUCCGCCGUGGAUACGACCAAGUGUCACUCAUGAGACCCAAGCCUGGAGAUCAGGGUCGAUGCAUCAACUUCACACGAGUAAAAGAAGCAGCAGCCAGCGCACCAGUGCACCAACCUCCACCUCCACCGCCCCCACCAGACCAUCAGCCCCUCAUGCGCCCCACCACCUCAGCCCCUCCCAGCAGACCACCCUCCCGCGGACCCUCUAUCAGCCGGACACCCCAUGGACCCCCACCAGCCAGAGCACCCCCAGGCCCCCCAAGACAGCCUCCCUCUCGCCCCCCACCUUGCCCUGGGAACCGGCACUGAGAACAAUGGGGAACCUUUAUCACUCUAAAUUCUCUGCCUUUACCAACAUAAAUGCUGGUAUUUAUCUUUAAGCCACUGGCUUGCAGCGCUAACAUUUUUUAUAUUUGUUGCUGGACAGCAAAAAAAAAAAAUCACAUCUAAAACUACAGUUUAUUCUUAAAGGUACUGUAGUUUGGAUGGAUAGGAUUGUACAGUCUGUCUUAAGUUGGGUUUUGGAUCUGCUGUAAAGACAAUUUGACUUUUUUGUCGUUGGCUUUGGUGAGUUUAGAAGUUUAGGUCCGUGGGUGUAUAUAUUUUUGGAAAAGCAGCAUUCUGUUUUAUUUUAGAGGCUUAUGAAUAUUGAUGAGUGUGGUUUAGUGGGUCAGAUCAAUCAUAAUGUUAAUUAUUGAAUGUUGAAUGUGACUAAAUGACUGAAUGUUUAUGCUGAAAGUUGAAAGAUAGAGAGAAUUCCAACUGAAUUUUUAAACUGAAAGGAAUGGAGCAAGUGCAGGUUGGUCAGCUGUAAGAUAUUCCUCAUGCUUUAAAUGCAAUAUCCUCAGAUCACCUAGUUACACCCAUACAAACAGAAUAAUUGCAACUGCGGGGCAGUUUUAUCCUCUUAAUUUAUUUAGCCUUGGUUUCCUGGAAGGCACUUGAGCACAGACAGACAGGGUGUCCAUUGUUAUUAUGGGACACUAAGCAUUGGACACAGUUUCAACUGACCCCAUCUAUUUUUAUAAUCACCAGUGCUGCCUUUCUGUUGUGUGCAUUGUUGCUUUGUAUUGUUGUGGUAUUUGUAGUUCCAUUCUGUGGUAUAGGUUUGAGAUUGGAGCGCUGUGCAUGUGACAAAAUGGGGUGGGUAUGGGGGUGACCCUUUUACAUAUAAUGCUUAAUCUACCAAAGCCAAAACAUGCAUUAAAAAAGGUCUUAUGUAAAACAGUGGAAAUCCUGUAGGGCAGAAUUGGUUGUUCUCAAUUGACACUAAUGCUACCGACUGAGUAAAUAUUGUUGCCAAAUAUUAAACAUUUUGUAACCCUCAAUGUGUGGAGUUAUAUGUCUUUAAAACAGUAAGUGUAUGAAUUUGAUUACAGCAAGGAGUUACCAGGUCAUGUACACACUGCUUUUGGACUGCCCAGAAGUGAUGUUAUUUCUUUGUUGUUUCUCAGUCUGGUCUGGUCUGGGGUCCUGCUUCCUUUCAUUCCGCACAUGCUUUCUGCAUAACUGUGGGGCAGUCUGAAGUGACACUGGAGAACUGCAAACACACUGCCUGCAUAUAUACACAGCUAUUGCGGAAAUACACUUCAGGUUUUCCUCUACUUCACCUACUGAGGUUGAGUAAUUUACAGUUAUGAAUAAGAUUAAAGGGAUCUCUUGUGUAGGAGUGUGUAUUUUUUUUCAUUGUUUAGGCUGGACCUACAUUUUACUUCAAGUCAGGCCCUCAGGUGAUUUUUAUUUCUGUAAAUAAAAUAAAUAGGUAUAUUAUAAUAUACAUACCCUUAGUGCUGAAUAACUGGGUGUAUUUAAAAAAAAAAAGUUUAUGAAUGGCUUAUUCUGUAGAGAUAUACUUUUUUUUGGUCUGUUCGGUUCGUACACACAAAAAAAAUGUCAGGGGCAGUGUGGGCACUCAGCAGCAUCUAAAAUAAUAAACUGUUUUGAAGGAUGGCCGACCAAGCCUGUAUGACGUUACUUGCCAGUAACACGCAUAAAACAUCAUCAGUUGACGUACCAAUUUCUUAAUUUUUAUUAUUUAUAAUAUUUUGCUGGUCUGUGUAUCUUUUGACCAAUCAAGUCUCACCAAACCAUAAUGGUGCUGCUUUCCCAGGGUUACAGCCACAAUUGAGAGGGAGUUUGAGCCCUGGAGGGGUCACUAAAGGAAAAGUAAUUGAAGAGCAAAAUCCAUACACACGAAUUACUAAACCGUACAAAGGAAUUUGUAAAUCAUACCCACAGAUUGAAAAUGGGCUACGGCAAAUAAAUCUGUGGGUAUAGUUUAGUAAUUUGUAGUACGGUUAAUAAAUCUGUGUGUAGGAUUUAGUAAUCUGUGCAUAUGGUGUUGUAAUUUGUGGGUAUUGUUAUACCUUUAACUAGAAGCCAGACUCUCAUUAGAAGCUAAAGCUAAGCGUUUUGAAGCUGUUAUUUCUGCAAAAGGAGACUAAGUAUUACUAAAUAUGAAUAUAUUUUUUUUGUUGGGGUGCUCAAAUUUGUGCACCUGCCUAAUUUUGUUUAACAAACAAUUGCACACUUUCUGUAAAUCCUUUAAACUUUAUUUCACUUCUCAUAUAUCACUAUGUUCUUCUGCUAUAUGAUAUGAUUGACUGAAAUUGUUGAUCCUAACAACCAGUGAUUUAUAAAGAAUAAUCAUGAAGAAUAUCAGGGGUGGCCAAACUUUUUCAUACCACUGUAAAUGCUGGAUAACUGUAGCUGAGUCACUAAUUCUAGGCUACAGAUGAUGAGAAUUUAGACUAACUUUCCACAUUAGAGUAUAUAUUUGAAUGUGUGAUGUUAGCUGGCUCAGGUUGGUGAUGUGUUAUAUGUGACUGUUCUGUGAACCUAGCAGCUUCAUGUGCUCUUUAUCUUUCAUGCAAAGAGAGGUAAAUAUAUAAUACAUAUUAUAAACUAUGGGCUUAGAGUGGUGGUUCUCAAACUGUGGUACAGGUACCACUGGUGGUAAUCAAAGCAUUCCAAGCCGUACAAUUACCACCUGUAAUUGUUGUAAUAUCACAUUUGUUUGUGUUUAGUGCUUUACCCUUCAGAACCUGUAUGUAGGCCUAUAGUUCAGAUCUUUACUCUAGGAAUUGCAAUUUUAUAAUUAAUAACAUAAGUUUCAUUUGGACCCUGAAUAAAACUGUGUGUAACUCUGUGUAUGCACAACUGUAACUGUGGAAUACUAAGGUUCCCAUAUUUUUCUAUGGGUGCUCAACGAGCCUGUAAUGGUUUACCAUUUUUUCUACUUGAAAUAAAUGGACUAAACUUUG